This is a messenger RNA of Toxotes jaculatrix (banded archerfish), 1859 nucleotides long. RefSeq lists its product as uncharacterized. The transcript has 5 exons. Gene Ontology annotation, biological process: cellular response to lipopolysaccharide; negative regulation of T cell proliferation; T cell costimulation. NCBI's taxonomy places the organism in Eukaryota, Metazoa, Chordata, Actinopteri, Toxotidae. Gene Ontology annotation, cellular component: external side of plasma membrane. Bases 94 to 942 code for a protein of 282 amino acids. The record is from RefSeq and is a predicted model, not a curated record.
UAUAUUUGAUCUGUGCAGAGUAAUAUAUCUUUAAUCGAGAGACAUGUUGCAGAUCGUUCUGUCCAAGUUGGAUCACAACUUAGUUUUGACAAAAUGGGGUUGACGACAUGGAUAUUUCUCUACUUCAUGGUCUCAGGCACCUACUCGCGGGUCGCAGUUCACCAGCCCCCCGUGCUCACCACCGCUCUGGGUAAUGAUGUUCUGAUGCCAUGCCACCUUAAGGUUUCCCACGAUGAGAAGGUGCUGACUACACCAGUUCUGUAUUGGGUUUACUUAACGCAGGAAAAUUCCAGACUGUGGGUCCCUUCUGAGAAAUAUGCCGGACGUGUAGACCUUCUGGACAAAAACCAAACCUCUUCAAACAAGUCCAUACUUCUCAAAAAUGUCCAGUGGGCAGAUAAUGGGAAAUACCUGUGCAAACUUUCAAUCACCACAGAGAGGCAUGGAAGUUUUAGGAGGAAAGGAAACGAAACUUUACUGAUGAUUUAUGACACCAUGAUCUUUAACCUCACCAAUAACAACGAGUCUCUGCUCCGCUGUGAAGUUAACGUGACUCGGGAACCCGGAUUUGUUCUGUCCAUUUCUCACAAUGGAAAUAAAUUACAAACGGUUGACUUGGUUCCCGGAGACGACGUUGCAGCUCUGCCCUACGUGACGCUCUCUCAGACUAUUUCUCUGCAGAGCGGUGGAAAAUAUGAGUGUCAGCUGCACCUGAACGACGAUAUUAUAACGAAAAACAUCUUCAACUACCUUCCUUCCACGAGAAGCGAAGAAGGUGGAGACGCUGAAAAGAAUAUUUUCACACCACGUCAACCUGUCUCUGAGUCAGGUGAGGGGAAGUUUCCAGAGCCGUGGCUCCUGUAUGCAGCUCUCCUUCUGGUCCCCAGCACCGUCCUUCUGAGCCUGAUAAUUGCCCUAAUGAUGUGCAAACGCAGAGUUUGACCAUAUCUCUUCAAUCCCAGGACCCAACCUGUCUGGAGUCAACAGUCAACAGUCCAGACUGGUGGUGGUGGCUGUAAAGGUGUGGGGAAUGUUUCCUUGGCUCACUUUGGGCCCCUUAAUACCAAUGAAUCAUGGUCUGAAUGUCGCAGCCUAUCUGAGUAUUGUUGUUGACCAUGUGCAUCCCUUUAUGGCCACAAUUUACCAUCUUCUGGCAGCUUCCAGCAUGAUAAUGUUCAAUGUCCCAAAAAGCAAAAGUCGUCUCAAACAGAAGCAUGACAACAAGUUCAGUGUACUUCAGUGGGCUUCCGCUUCACCAGAUCCGAAUCCCAUAUAACCCUUUGGGAUUUGAUGGAACAGGAAAUUGUGCAGCUGAGAAAGCUGCAGAAAUUAUGUGAUUUAAUCAUCACAUCAGAUCAGACAUGACAUCAUGUCAAUAUGGACCAGGACCUUAAAGGAAUGCAAAGGAGUGAUUCCAGCAUCUUCUGUAACUGAGGCCACAAGCUUUUGUUUUGUAUGUACUGUUUCAUAUUGACACUGGUAUUUGUGAGUUGGUUUUGAUUUUCCCUCAACAACAGGUUCUUCAGUUAUGGUUUUUCUGUUUCUGAUUUCAGUCUCGGUUCCCAAAAUGAAAAGAAGUCCUAAUGGUACUUCAACUCCCUCUAAAGGUGAAAAUGGGCAGUUGCACAAACUGCAACCACUGUGCGUGACCCUCUUCCUCCUAAAUAUAUUUUUCUGUCAUUGUCAUAAGUUUAAGCAUAAACAACAAGUAAUUAAACAGCUGAGCAGAUGUAAAAACAAAAAGCAAAACCAGAGAAAAAACACAGUCACUAAAAUAAAAUGCAUCACCUGUAAAUGCAUGAAAUCUGCCUUUUUGUAUUACAAUCACAAGAUAAGUUUAUAUAUGUAAUUAAUAAAAC